This is a messenger RNA of Dermacentor silvarum, 928 nucleotides long. RefSeq names its product glutathione peroxidase-like (gene Gtpx). The transcript has 7 exons. Gene Ontology annotation, biological process: response to oxidative stress. The record is from RefSeq and is a predicted model, not a curated record. NCBI's taxonomy places the organism in Eukaryota, Metazoa, Arthropoda, Arachnida, Ixodida, Ixodidae. Gene Ontology annotation, molecular function: glutathione peroxidase activity.
GAGUGUCCCAUUAGUCAAUUUUUGCCCAUGAGGGCAAUUUUAAAAGCGGGUGUUAGAAUUUAUUAGCAGGACUUGCCUGGUUCUUUUGUUGUUUUACCCACAUGAUGUUUUCCGCUCUUUCUAUGGCCGUUUUUCCUCGCCUCGUCGAUGCAUCAAGGCUAGGGACCGUGGUGCUAGCUCGCCAGAUCAUGGCGGCCGCUGACGAGAGCUGGAAGGACGCGUCCUCUAUCUACGACUUCGCGGCCGUUGACAUCGACGGCAACGAAGUGUCUCUCGACAAAUACAAAGGUCACGUGGCACUCAUUGUCAAUGUUGCGUCCAAGUGAGGAAAAACCAACAAGAACUACACGCAGCUCGUUGAACUUCAUGAGAAGUACGCCGAGUCAAAGGGUCUUCGCAUUCUUGCUUUUCCCUGCAAUCAGUUCGGGGGUCAGGAGCCCGGCACUGAGGCAGACAUAAAGAAGUUUGUGGAGAAAUACAACGUGAGGUUUGACAUGUUCAGCAAGAUAAACGUCAAUGGGGACAAGGCACACCCCUUGUGGAAAUACCUCAAGAACAAGCAGUCUGGGUUCUUAACGGAUGCCAUCAAAUGGAACUUUACGAAGUUCGUUGUUGACAAGGAAGGUCAGCCCGUGCACCGCUAUGCACCCACGACUGAUCCUGUGGACAUUGAACCUGAUCUCCUGAAGCUCUUCUGAACUGUCAACAGCAGGCGCGUCGAGGUGUCCACAAAUGUGGAAAGCUUCCUUGGUGAGAGACCAUAUGACGGGCAAUCUACAAACCGUGACCUGCGGCCAGCUUGCCCCGAUGUUUUACCUGUCUCAAAUCGAGGAGAAAGUCACCUUUGUGGGAACUUCGAAAGUCUUGCUUUUGAUGCCGGAAGCCCAAGUAGUCUCGAUCAAAAUAAAGCUUUAGUUUGUCAAGUUAA